GCUGUUAUUGUCCUCUCAGUGGAUUAUUUCGGCCUUUUCUCAGUCCUUGUCGUGAUUUUCCUGUUUGCAGAGGUCAUCAUACAGCUGAUUUGAGGUCUUCUUAUUCUGGGAACAACAGCUGGGGCACAUCUGACGAAGACGGCAGUAGAACGUCAAAAUAUGUCAGUGAGUGAACUUAAAAGAAUUAAGAGGGAUUUGGUUAGUAGGUUGUCAUCAGAAAACAUCACCCAAUUGGUUGAAGCUCUUGUGGGAGAUGGUGUCCUGAAUGAGUUGGAGAAAGAGUCCAUACUUGAGAAGAGCUCAGUCAGAGCCAAUAAAGCAAGAGAUUUAUUCAACACUGUGAUUGAAAAAGGGGAUCAAGCCUGCACAAAGACAAUCCAUCACCUCACAGAGCUUGAUCCAUACUUGUGUUCUGACCUGUGUUUAUGUUCUGCUUCAUCCUGCACAGAAGGGGCUGUGGAGAAGUGCCGACUUGAACUUAAACCCUCCUUGAAGAAGAGGUACGAGUCUGUGUUUGAGGGGAUUGCUAAAGCAGGAAGUCCAGCUCUUCUGACCCAGAUCUACACAGAGCUCUACAUAACAGAUGGAGGGACUGGAGAGGUGAUUGAUGAACAUGAGGUCAGACAGAUUGAAACAGCAUGCAGGACACUUCAUAGGCCAGAAACAACAAUCAGACAAGAAGACUUCUUUAAAAUCCCACCUGGAAAAGAUGAGCCAAUCCGAACAGUGAUGACAAAAGGAGUGGCUGGCAUCGGGAAAACGGUUUUAACACAGAAGUUCACUCUGGACUGGGCAGAAGACAAAACCCACCAGGACAUCCAGUUCAUAUUUCCAUUCACUUUCAGAGAGCUGAAUGUGCUGAAAGAGAAAAAGUUCAGCUUGGUGCAACUUGUUCAUCACUUCUUUACUGAAACCAAAGAAAUCUUCAGCUUUGAAAACUUCCAGGUUCUGUUCAUCUUUGAUGGCCUGGAUGAGAGUCGACUUCCUCUGGACUUCCACAAUGAGGAGAUCCUGACUGAUGUCACAGAGUCCACCUCAGUGGAUGUUCUGCUGACGAACCUCAUCAGAGGGAAACUGCUUCCCUCUGCUCUCCUCUGGAUAACCACACGACCUGCAGCAGCCAAUCAGAUCCCUCCUCAGUAUGUUGGCAUGGUGACAGAGGUCAGAGGCUUCACUGACCCACAGAAGGAGGAAUACUUAAAGAAGAGAUUCAGAGAUGAGGCGCAGGCCUGCAAGAUCAUCUCCCACAUGAAGACGUCACGAAGCCUCCACAUCAUGUGCCACAUCCCAGUCUUCUGCUGGAUCACUGCUACCGUUCUGGAGGACGUGUUGAAGACCAGAGAGGGAGGAGAGCUGCCCAGCACCCUGACUGAGAUGUAUAUCCACUUUCUGGUGGUUCAGACCAAACUGAAGAAGGUCAAGUAUGAUGGAGGAGCUGAAACAGAUCCACACUGGAGUCCAGAGAGCAGGAACAUAAUUGAGUCUCUUGCAAAACUGGCUUUUCAUCAGUUGCAGAAAGGAAACCUGAUCUUCUACGAAUCAGACCUGACAGAGUGUGGCAUCGAUAUCAGAGCAGCCUCGGUUUAUUCAGGAGUGUUCACACAGAUCUUUAAAGAGGAGAGAGGUCUGUACCAGAAUAAAGUGUUCUGCUUCAUCCAUCUGAGCGUUCAGGAGUUUCUGGCUGCUCUCUAUGUCCAUUUCACCUUCAUUAACUCAAGAUGUAACGUAAUGGAAGACCAACCAUCCAGAUUUAGAAAUUUAGUUAAUUACAUGACUGGUAAGUUUAAUCUAACAAGGCUCCAUCAGAGUGCUGUAGACCAGGCCUUAAAGAGUCAAAAUGGACACCUUGACCUUUUUCUCCGCUUCCUCCUGGGUCUUUCACUGGAGACCAAUCAAACUCUCUUACAAGGUCUCCUUCCUAAGACGGGAAGUAUCUCACAGACCAAUCAGGAGACAGUUCAGUACAUCAAGAAGAAGAUCAGUGAGAAUGUGUGUGCAGAGAAAAGCAUCAACCUGUUCCACUGUCUGAAUGAACUGAGUGAUCGUUCUCUAGUGGAGGAGAUCCAACAGUCUUUGAGUUCAGGAAGUUUGUCCACAGAUGAACUGUCUCCAGCUCAGUGGUCAGCUCUGGGUUUCAUCUUAUUGUCAUCAGGAGAAGAUCUGGAGGUUUUUGACCUAAAAAAAUACAAUGCUUCAGAGGAGGCUCUUCUCAGACUGAUACCAGUGAUCAAAGCUUCAAAGAAAGUUCAAUUGAAGGACUGUAACCUCUCAGAGAGAAGCUGUGCAGCUCUGGCCUCAGUUCUCAGCUCUCUGUCCUCUAACCUGACAGAAGUGGACCUGAGUAACAACAACCUACAGGAUUCAGGAGUGGAGCUGUUGUCUUCUGGAUUGAAAAGUCCACACUGCAAACUGGAAACUCUCAGACUUGGAUCCUGUAAACUCUCAGAGAGAACUUGUGAAGUUCUGUCAUCCAUUCUGAGCUCCCAGUCGUGCUGUCUGAGAGAGGUUGACCUGCAGAACAACAACCUGCAAGAUUCUAGGCUGGACUUGUUGUCUGGUUCAAACGGUACGCUGGAGAUAUUCAGGAAGCCUGCUGGAGUCCGAUGGUUGAAACCAGGUCUGAGGAUGUAUUCAUGUCAACUCGCCAUCGACACAAACACAGUGCACAGAGAGCUCACACUGUCUGAAGACAACAGGAAGGUGACAUGUGAAGAGGAUUCUCAGUCAUAUCCUGAUCAUCCAGACAGAUUUGAUGACUGGUCUCAGCUGCUGUGUAGUAACAGCCUGACUGCUUGCCAUUACUGGGAGAUUGAGUGGAGAGGAGCAGUUUUUAUAUCAGUGAGUUACAGAAGAAUCAAGAGGAAAGGAAUUCAAGAUGGCACUGUGUUUGGAUGGAAUGAUUUGUCCUGGAGUUUGAGAUGCUCUGAUGUUGGUUACUCUGUCUGGCACAAAUUCACAGAAACAGUUGUCUCCUCCUCUGUUGUCUCUAACAGGGUGGCGGUAUAUGUGGACUGUCCUGCUGGUAUUCUGUCAUUCUACAGAGUCUCCUCUAACUCACUGAUCCACCUUCACACCUUCCACAACACAUUCACAGAACCUCUUUAUCCAGGAUUCUGGUUCAGUUCUGGUUCCUCAGUGUUUCUGUGUUGAAUCUAAAGAGUCUCCUUCUGUCAGAGAAACUCUCUUACUGUUGAACGGAUAGUUCAGUCUCUACAUGCGUCUCCUUCACUCCAACAUUUUCUCAUUUAGUCAAGCCUACACUUUGCUUUGUUCAGAGGGCCUGGACUCUCAUGCUAGCAUUCUGUGUUUGGGCGCCAUCAUUGCUGAUGCCACAGAAGCUACUUAAGCUCAGAUUCUGCAAACAUCCACUGGGACACAUACCACCUAAUGAAGACAGCUUCAGACCUCCACAUAAUUUCUCUCAGGAAAUCUGAGAACUGACUGUUCAUAGGUUACCUGAAGACAAGUCCACAAAGGUCGGGAGUAGGUCAGCUAUGGUCGCUGGCAAUUUAAACAUUUUUAACCUUCUGCCCCAGUCUGUUAAUGAGUUAAACUGAUACUAACCAGAAGAGGCUUACAUCACCCAAAUUCAGCCAAAUUUCUCUUAAAAGCAGUAAAUCCAGGUGUCCUGAGGUAAAAAAGACAUUUGGCAUAAAGGUCUUGUUGGUAAGGUCUUGUUACCAGAGCCAACUUUAUUGAUGCAUGGCCAAUAAAGUUUGCCUGUGACAUGUUAGCGCACCAAUUUGAUGCUUUGAUGCAUCAAACAGGCGUUUUGUGACUCUUCCUUAUGUCCACUCCACUUCUGUAAAGAUGAGGUGAGAAACAUAUGGAUAUUCUUGUGAAUCAGUUUAUUUUAUAAAUAAACCCAGUGUAAUAAAUAA
Poeciliopsis prolifica (blackstripe livebearer) is the source of this 3881-nucleotide messenger RNA. Its product is annotated as NLR family CARD domain-containing protein 3-like. Gene Ontology annotation, biological process: regulation of apoptotic process. NCBI's taxonomy places the organism in Eukaryota, Metazoa, Chordata, Actinopteri, Cyprinodontiformes, Poeciliidae. The record is from RefSeq and is a predicted model, not a curated record. Gene Ontology annotation, molecular function: protein binding. Bases 160 to 3150 code for a protein of 996 amino acids. The transcript has 7 exons.